AUGGCUUCCGUCGUGAUUCCCAGCAAUGCAACCGAAGCACCCUCUCUGCCAAGUUUGAAGGCCAGUCAUGAACAGACGUACAAUGACUGGCGCGAUGAUUUCUACCGAGAUGGCUAUGUUGUGAUAAAAGGCGCUAUCACCAGCUCGAGGGCCCUUGAGUACAAAACAAAAGCUAUGGACUGGCUGAAGUCUUUUGGCCUGGGUCUCGACUAUGAUGACCCGACAACAUGGAAUGAUAAACAUCUUCCAUUCAGUGUCAAGGGUGGCAUGUAUGGUAAACAUUGUGCAGCUCACGAGAAGUAUAUGUGGGAUGCCAGAGUCGAGCCAGGGGUCAUGGAGCCAUUUGAGCGAAUCUGGGGAACGGACAAGCUCCUCGUAUCCUUUGAUGCUAUCAACAUAACCCUACCAGGACGCAAGGAUAUCAAUUGGAGCCCAUGGCCGCAUGUUGACCAGUCGCCAGAAAGAAAGGGACUUUCCUGUGUUCAAGGAAUAUUGAACUACAGUCGAGCGGGCCCAGACGAUGGGGGUCUUCUGUUGAUGAAAGGCUCCGCCGCCCUUUUUGACAAUGAAAUAUUCCAGGAAUUCUCUCCGGAGAGGCCGAAAGACUGUCCAGUAAAGCAUUAUGACUUCUUUACAUUCAGCAAAGAACAUGUGGCCUGGUUCGAAUCCAAAGGUUGUGAGUUGAUCAAAGUCUGUGCUGAGCCUGGGGAUCUCAUCUUAUGGGACUCCCGCUCCUUGCAUUACGCCGAGUUUCCCCGCAACAAGAAUAUUCGUGUCAUUCAAUACGUGUCGUACGCACCAGCCGCUCUAGCGACACAUGAUGAUUUGAAGAAGAAGGCAGAUAUCUUCAGGAAGUUUGAAGGGACAACCCAUUGGCCUCAUUGUAAUAUCUGGUCAAAUGGAAAACACACAAUUAACGGGGAAAUAGAUCCUCUAGAAAGAGAUCAGCCUUUGGAGUUACCGAUCAUCUCGCAAAAACUUUUGCAGCUGGCGGGGGUUGAGCCCUAUGACUGA
Molecule: messenger RNA, 1014 nt
Organism: Penicillium cataractarum
Lineage: Eukaryota; Fungi; Ascomycota; Eurotiomycetes; Eurotiales; Aspergillaceae
Exons: 2
Coding region: 1-1014 (337 amino acids)
Source: RefSeq, a predicted model, not a curated record